GGCACGCAGAGAGUUGGAGGCUGCACACAUUAUAAGACAGAAUGGCCGGGCUGCCCCGCAGGAUAAUUAAGGAAACCCAGCGUUUACUGGCAGAGCCGGUCCCGGGGAUUAAGGCUGAGCCAGAUGAAAACAAUGCUCGCUAUUUCCACGUGGCUAUCGCUGGUCCACAGGAUUCACCUUUUGAGGGAGGGUCAUUUAAACUUGAAUUAUUUCUUCCGGAAGAAUACCCAAUGGCAGCUCCUAAAGUACGAUUCAUGACCAAAAUCUAUCACCCUAAUGUAGACAAGUUGGGAAGAAUAUGUCUAGAUAUUUUGAAAGAUAAAUGGUCGCCAGCUCUGCAGAUUCGUACGGUGCUCCUAUCAAUUCAGGCUUUGUUAAGUGCUCCCAACCCAGAUGACCCUUUAGCCAACGAUGUAGCCGAGCAGUGGAAGACAAAUGAAGCCCAAGCCAUAGAAACAGCCAGAGCAUGGACUAGGCUAUAUGCUUUGAAUAAUAUGUAAAUUCGGCUUGAUCUUCAAGUGCACACCAUUUCUCCUGUUCUGCCAAGACCUCUUCCCUUUAUUUUUGUUCUGUUUUUUGUUUGUGUUUCAUGGACACAGUCUUAAUAAAAUAUAUGGAAUAAAAAGCCCAGACAUGGUCAUCUUUGGUGAUUAAAUGUACGUUAGCAAAUAAUAUGUCUUGUUCUAAUUCACUGUUGUAUCGCAUGUGCAGAGGCUGUAAAAAAAAAACCUUAAUUUCAGCAUGUUCUACAAUGUUCUAAAGGGGUGGCAAAAGUUCUUGAUGUCCAUUAUACCCGUCUUCAUUUGAGUACGAGCGCUGGGAAUGAAGGUAGAGUUAGGUUAGUUGUUAAAGCUAUGUUUUUUUUUAUUUUUUAAGGAAAAAUACAAUCAUUUGUUUGUUCUUCAAAUCAAUGUUAUUGCCCCGCCUCCAUUUAUUUCAGUAAUUUUAAAGGCACUUCUCUUUUUGCCAUCGGUCAGAUCUAUAUUCCUAGUAAAUGUACUCGCACCUCCACCUUCCUCUGUAGGAUCGAUUUUACUAAGCAGAGGAUUGGAGACGAAACAAAUCCACCCAUAAAGCAGCGGAUGCCAAUAUCGGAACAUUUUUUUUUUUACCCUGUAUAUUUAAAUUCUUCACAUUUUUAAGGAAAUGCACUCUACAUUGUACCAAGUUAACGAAGCCUAACCUGUUUGCAUUUAAUUCAUCCUUUUUAUUAUUGUCUUUAUUGUGUUUGGUAGCAGCUAACCUGCGCUUUGUCUAUAUGCUCAUAGCCAGCUACUUCACACCAAGUAGAUGGAGGGGCUUGUUUGAGGAAAAAUGCAAAAAUGUAUUUAAAAAACAAAACAAAAACAAAAAACUUUCACUAAUCUCUUCCAUAAAGUGGUAGAACAUCCAGAGCAUGUGACCAUGUAACCAUUUUAUAUGGCUUGUCUUGAAAAUCUGUAAAUCUUAUGUAUUAGUAAAAUAUUUUUUGUUAUUCUA
Messenger RNA from Xenopus laevis (African clawed frog), 1479 nucleotides. RefSeq names its product ubiquitin conjugating enzyme E2 N S homeolog (gene ube2n.S). Gene Ontology annotation, biological process: protein ubiquitination. Gene Ontology annotation, molecular function: ubiquitin-protein transferase activity; ligase activity. The record is from RefSeq and is marked provisional. NCBI's taxonomy places the organism in Eukaryota, Metazoa, Chordata, Amphibia, Anura, Pipidae.